AUGAAAAGGAGUUGAAGAUGAAGAUGGUACCAGAAAAAAAAGUAUUGAUUUAUGGGGUAAACGAAAAUCAAAAAGAGUAUGAAAAGUAAGGACUGCUUAAUGUAUUUGAAAAGAUACGCUACAAUCUAAUGAGUUCUUUUGGAAAAUAUUGAAUUAAUUGAAUUUUGCACAUCUGGAAGAGAGAAGGCGGACAGGCACAUGGGAUUCGAGAAGAGCCCGAUUAUUCGUGCGCCGCUUUCGACAUUUUCGCUGAUUUCGACAUCCUCGGAGACACGUGGUAUAAUUAGGUAGUCACUUGUCGGAGAGGGCUUGGCUGUCUGGGAAUGCGAAAACCCGCUGCUAGGUACUAGUAGAACGCUGCAGAUCUUCAGAUCAGCGGCAAGAGAACUCUAGUUCUUCGGAGACGCGGAUGCUCAGACACAGACUUAGUCGCGCUUCCAAACAUAACGACACCAAGCAUGGCGAACUACAAGGACUUCGUAGUUGACGAAUACGACGUGUCGUCUGAGGAGGAGGAAAUAUUAGAUAACAUCGUGAAAACCGUGAUAAAGCAGGGACGCGAGAAAGACCCUGACUGUGUCGUCGCCAAGGGAGAUACAAUCAAGAUACACUACACGAUGCGUUUAUGAAACUGGUGGGACUUCUGUAGACUUCUGUAACUGUAACUGAGAUGAUUAAGAUUAUCUUAGUAGAAUCUCGUUAUGCAUUUCUGUGAUUUUUUGAUGGUGAUACAAAUAAAGUGUCCCAUGAAUGAUCCAUCUUCUUACAUGAUCUUGACUUUCUCUUCUAUUUAGCGAUUCUUGACCCUUGAUCCGCAUGUGAAAGCAAUAACGUGAACAUGAACCUAAGCCCUAGGCCCCAACCCUAUUCUCGCUUUCACUUCUCUAUGUCGAUACCACGGUGCCAGAGAAGAUAAAAGGAAAGAAGACGUGGGUUACGGUAGAUGACACGAGGGAACGGAAGGAAUCCUUCGAGUUUACAGUUGGCGACGGAGAGGUAUUCUUCAGACGUACCUAAAUUGAUCAGUUUACAGUUGGCGACGGAGAGGUAUUCUUCAGACGUACCUAAAUUGAUCAGUUUACAGUUGGCGACGGAGAAGUAUUCUUCACCUUCGGACGUACUUUUAGAUUGAUCAGUUUACAGUUGUAGGCGGCGCCGGCGGAGAGGUAUUCUUCACCUUCAGAUGUACUUAAAUUGAUCAGUUUACAGUAGGCGGCGACGACGGAGAGGGAUUCUUCACCUUCAGACGUAUUUGAAUUGAUCAGUUUACAGUAGGCGACGGAGAGGUAUUCUGCACCUUCACAGCUACUUGAAUUGAUAAUUUUGAUCUUCAUAGUGCAGGAUAGAGGUGAAAGCUAACAACCCGUCUUGUACAGUGCAAACUCAUGCAUUUACUUAUGAUUAUUGCGUGGGUGCGUUGCUAAAUUAAUUGCACUUGAUGGAUAGAUAUGAAUAGACGCGUGGAGUAUUUGGAGUUAGAUCUUGAAGACAUCGCACCAAAUUAAGUAGGUAGUCCGCGGCUUGGACGAGGCGGUAGUUGGCAUGUGCUUGCAUGAGAAGGCUGAGAUCAACCUAUCCGCCUUUUAUGCAUACGGUGCGCGAGGAGCCGGGAUAGUAGUGCCGCCAAACACACGGGUGGUCUACGAAAUCGAGAUAUGUCAAGUGAAUGACAGCGGAAGCGGCAUAGGAGAAUUGGAGAACGAGGAGGAUGAGUUGGACGCCAUCUUGGCGUCAGGGCUACCAGAGGGCGAUAAACUUGUAGCCAGCAGCAGCGAAAGCGAAGACGACUAAAACACCUGACAAGCUUCCAUUAUCCAUAAAUCGACAAUUCAUUUUGACAUUUUUGACAGAUUUGAGCCGUCGAUGUUGUUAAGAUCUUGGAUAUUGCAGUGAGUUGUAGCCUAUUCUUUGUGAAUAGAACAGCAUGACUUAUUCUGGUGGUGAUGCAGUACCAGGCCGCUCUUCGAGUCAUAUCGCACGAGUCGUAUCGCUUGCAGCUCGUCUAAAAUAGGAACGAAAAGAUGAGGAACGUCCUCGAGAGUAGCCACCUCGUCGUAUGCUCCUCGAC
Messenger RNA from Amoebophrya sp. A25, 2068 nucleotides. The record is from the annotation of a GenBank genome assembly. NCBI's taxonomy places the organism in Eukaryota, Dinophyceae, Syndiniales, Amoebophryaceae.